CCUGGUCCCUCUGGCACACGCUGCUCGCCUUAACCGGUCGUUAGGAGCCACUGUCCAAGAACUAAGAAUUCCAAACCUCGGCUACAAGGAUGACAAGAAUAGCAUCUAUGAUCCUAAGCUCUUCCGAGAACUCAUCAAACCCUUCACGGAAGAUGCUUUGGAAGGCGGAGAUGAACAAGUGUGGCUUGUUCUAGUCUUGAUAUCUCUCGAGAACCUCCGAUAUCUUGAGAUGUGUCACUAUUCGUAUGUCUGGGAUCUUACACUACGAACACUCGCACAAUG
Molecule: messenger RNA, 282 nt
Organism: Penicillium riverlandense
Lineage: Eukaryota; Fungi; Ascomycota; Eurotiomycetes; Eurotiales; Aspergillaceae
Exons: 2
Coding region: 90-194 (34 amino acids)
Source: RefSeq, a predicted model, not a curated record